This is a messenger RNA of Grammomys surdaster, 1690 nucleotides long. RefSeq names its product hematopoietically expressed homeobox (gene Hhex). The transcript has 4 exons. Gene Ontology annotation, biological process: regulation of transcription by RNA polymerase II; cell differentiation. NCBI's taxonomy places the organism in Eukaryota, Metazoa, Chordata, Mammalia, Rodentia, Muridae. The record is from RefSeq and is a predicted model, not a curated record. Gene Ontology annotation, molecular function: RNA polymerase II cis-regulatory region sequence-specific DNA binding; DNA-binding transcription factor activity, RNA polymerase II-specific. Bases 30 to 845 code for a protein of 271 amino acids.
GGCAGCAAUCUCCGAGGGGCUGCGGAGCCAUGCAGUUCCCGCACCCGGUGCCCGCGGCUGCGCCCGCCGUGGGAGGCCCGCUGUACGCGCCCACGCCGCUGCUGCAGCCCGCUCACCCCACGCCCUUCUACAUCGACGACAUCCUGGGGCGCGGGCCCGCCGCCCCCACGCCCACUCCCACGCUGCCGUCCCCCAACUCCUCCUUCACCAGCCUCGUGUCCUCCUACCGGACCCCGGUGUACGAGCCCACGCCGGUCCACCCCGCCUUCUCGCACCACCCCGCCGCCGCUCUGGCCGCCGCCUACGGCCCCGGUGGCUUCGGAGGCCCUCUGUACCCGUUCCCGCGGACGGUGAACGACUACACGCACGCCCUACUCCGCCACGACCCCCUGGGCAAACCCUUGUUCUGGAGCCCCUUCCUCCAGCGGCCUCUGCACAAAAGGAAAGGCGGUCAAGUGAGGUUCUCUAACGACCAGACCAUCGAGCUGGAGAAGAAGUUCGAAACUCAGAAAUACCUCUCCCCACCCGAGAGAAAGCGUCUGGCCAAGAUGUUGCAGCUCAGCGAGAGACAGGUCAAAACCUGGUUUCAGAAUCGCCGAGCUAAAUGGAGAAGACUGAAACAGGAGAACCCUCAAGGCAACAGAAAGGACGAGUCGGACAGUUUGGACACUUCCUGUGACCAGGGCCAGGACUUGCCUGGUGAGCAGAAUAAAGGUGCCUCUUUGGAUAGUUCUCAGUGUUCACCCUCCCCAGCCUCUCAGGAAGACCCCGACUCGGAGAUCUCAGAGGAUUCCGACCAGGAAGUGGACAUCGAGGGUGACAAAGGCUAUUUUAAUGCUGGAUGACAGUCAUCGGCCGUGACAGUGUUCAGAGACCGGACUUUAGAAUAAUGUUUUGCUACAGACAAACUGGAAAGUUCUAAGAGAAAGAAAGAUAUAUCAUUCUUGUAGAUUUUUGAAAAUAUUUGGUGCACUGGCUAAUUAACAAACAUGCAUUGAGAGCUUAAUUUUGGUUUAACGUUCUAUACCAGUUUUAAGUUGUUUUGAUAAAGUGACUAAAUGUGACCUCAUUUUUUAAAAGUUGAAUUAUUUCUAUUUAUGAGAAGUAAUUUUAACCUUUGGCUAAAGCUUAAAUUAUGACUUUAAAGGUUUUAGGAGGUUGUUCUUUUCCUAAAUCUGUAGCUAUUCCCUCAACUUCAGAGGUGCACUUAAAAAGGGGGCCGACAUUUGGGGAUCCAUGAAACACUUUCAAAGGGCACACUCGAGUUUUAUGUGACAUCUUACAUUGCUGCCUUAACUCCAAAACCACUUCACAGCACUUGGCUUCUGGUGUCUGUUCUUACAAGCAAGAUAGUUGACAAGAUUCUUAAAAUCUUGUUUUGCUCAGCCAGUGCCUCUGACCCUGGUGUUAAGGGAUAACGCAGUCCCUACAGGCAGGGAAACUGACUCAUUUGUGACUGAUCUCACAUGAACUAGAAACAGCAGGACAGCUAAAUGUAAGUAGAUUGUAGAUAGUGUGUUUUAUAGAAACUGUGUCUAUAGCAUGUAUAUAGAAUUAUUCAUUGUAAAAAUGCUGCCAAAAUGAUGUUUGAUUUUUUUUUAAUUUAAUGAAUUAACUUGCAUAUGCAUUCAUCAUGAGAUGAAUGACCCUGUUGGAAUUCUCAUUCUUUGGUUAAAAUACCAAAACCUGA